Cokeromyces recurvatus is the source of this 1860-nucleotide messenger RNA. Its product is annotated as WD40-repeat-containing domain protein. The record is from RefSeq and is a predicted model, not a curated record. The transcript is spliced from 11 exons. The coding region runs from base 77 to 1777 and encodes 566 amino acids. Lineage: Eukaryota; Fungi; Mucoromycota; Mucoromycetes; Mucorales; Mucoraceae. Gene Ontology annotation, molecular function: protein binding.
UAAAAAAAAAAAAAAAAAAAAAAUUAAAACAAAUAAAAAAGAAAUAAAACAGAAUUCACAUACAAGAAAUAGAAUAAUGUCUGUUUACAAUCAUAGACCUAUGGGCCCACCUACGCCUAGUCGUUUGAUUGAAUUAUUGGAUGCAGUUAAAAAUGAAUAUGAUCAGCUUGCCCAAGAAGUUAUGGUUUGUAAAAAUCAAAGAGAUGAAUAUGAGCAUAAAAUGAACAGUCAAAUUCAAGAAAUGAAUUUAUUUCAACAGAAUCUAAUUGAUCUCGAAAGAACUCAACAAUUGAUUAAAAAACAAUACGAAGAAGAAAUUGCAAGACUUCGUCAACAAUUAGAACAACAGCAACAUGGCGCUGGAGCUCCUCCUCCUGUUAACAGUGGUUAUAAUGGACCUUCUGGAUAUCAACAACAACAACAACAACAACAGCAACAACAACAGCAACAACAAGCACCUUUGUUGGAAUCUAAACCACCUGCACAUCAUCCUUCUUAUCCUCCAAAUGGCCCCCCUCCUCAUCCUUCUACUGUUCCACCUCAUUCUUCUGGAACACCUUAUAUGAAUGGUGGUUCUCCUCUUCCUUCAAAUGCUACUACUAAUACCACUACAAAUGCUCCACCUCCACCUCCAACUACAUCUACUUCAACUACUCAACAACGUGUCACUCCUGUUAAGCCUGGGGCUGGUCCUCUUCCUAAUAAUUCAGCAAACUCGGAAGCUCUUGGUGAUAUUAAUCCUGAGAGUGUUCCUGCUAAUAUGAAAGUGGAGGGUCAAGAUUGGUUUGCCUUAUUCAAUCCUAAAGCCACUCGUUACCUUAAAGUAGAUUUACUUCAUACCUUUGAUCAUGGCAGUGUUGUAUGUUGUGUCAAGUUUAGUGCUGAUGGUCGUUUCCUUGCUGCUGGUUGUAAUCAAGCCACUUAUAUUUAUGAUACUUUAACGUCUACUCGAGUUGCUGUUCUUCAAGAUGCUAAUGCUGGACGUGAUGGUGAUUUAUAUAUUCGUUCUGUUAGCUUUAGUCCUGAUGGUAAAUUUUUGGCUACAGGAGCUGAAGAUAAACAAAUUAGAAUUUGGGAUAUUGCAAAGAAACGCAUUCGCGGUAUUUUAUCUGGCCAUGAACAAGAUAUUUACUCAUUAGAAUUUAGUCGUGAUGGACGUAUUCUUGUUUCUGGUUCAGGAGACCGUACAGCCCGUAUUUGGGACUGGCAGAACAUUCGCUGUCUUCAUGAACUUCGUAUUAAUGAUGUAGAACAACAAGACCUUGGUGUUACGAGUGUUGCUAUUUCACCUGAUAGUCGUCUUGUAGCUGCAGGUAGUUUAGAUAAGGUAGUUCGUGUUUGGGAUGCUGUUACUGGUCAAAUUUUGGAGCGUUUAGAGGGUCAUAAAGAUAGUGUCUAUUCUGUUGCAUUUAUGCCAGAUGGAAAGACAUUAGUGAGUGGUAGUCUUGAUAAGACAUUGAGAAUGUGGCAAUUAGGUGUAAGUGAAAGAGGAGGUUAUGGAAAUAAAAAUGCAUGUAUUCAAGUCUUUACAGGGCACAAGGACUUUGUUUUAUCUGUUGCUACUACACCUGAUGGUAAUUGGAUUGUGUCUGGAUCAAAGGAUCGUGGAGUGCAGUUUUGGGAUCCUCAUACAGGACAAACACAAUUCAUGCUUCAAGGCCAUAAAAAUUCAGUCAUCUCUGUUGCCACUAGUCCUGGUCAUAAACCUAUGUUUGCUACAGGUUCAGGUGAUAAUCGUGCUCGUAUUUGGAGUUAUGAACCAUUAGGACCAAAUUAGUUUAUUUCUUUCUUUCUUCCCUUCUUUCUUUCUUUCUUUCUUUCAUUUUAAAUAAUAAUAAAGAUACUACAUUUAAACAAAUA